Fusarium odoratissimum NRRL 54006 is the source of this 1386-nucleotide messenger RNA. RefSeq lists its product as uncharacterized. Bases 1 to 1386 code for a protein of 461 amino acids. The record is from RefSeq and is a predicted model, not a curated record. NCBI's taxonomy places the organism in Eukaryota, Fungi, Ascomycota, Sordariomycetes, Hypocreales, Nectriaceae. The transcript has a single exon.
AUGUCUCAGAGUCAUUUAGACAUUUUCAACCCUGGGACUGACGUUGUGAGCCUGCCCUCGUUCACGCAGUUCUCAUCACUCCCAGCAGAGAUACGAGCCUCAAUAUGGACAUGGUCUCUACGAAAUCAAAGAAUCAUCAAAAUCUUCCUCAGGUCGCACGCCAGCUUCUGUGUAAAUCGUACUAGGAAGGGCAUUCACUCUCCUUCGCUAAAACCCGGGGAGGAUGAUCUACCCUACUAUCUGGCUGUUAACGGCCGCCAACUCCUCAGCAAGCUUCUCAGAGUCAAUGCAGAAUCCAGACAGGUAGCGCUGUCGUUUCAUAGGGUUCAUCUCCCCUGUUGGUUGACGGUCGGAGAAUCCAAACAUCGCCUCACCCCCUGGACUUCCGGAACGGUCCAUUAUAAUCCUGAAUAUGAUUUUUUCCAUAUAAAGCAAGACACGAAGGCUAUAAUUGACUUUGUCUGCGACUUGAAGACAAAGUAUGAUCCGCGUAAUAUCGGACUCAGAAACCUUGCCCUCGGCCGCGAUCAGCUGGGAGGACGUCCAACCGGUCUUGACGCAAUAGGGCCAUCAGAAAUUACAUCCGCAAAAGUGAGAACCUUCAAGGAAAUUAUCAGUGAGCUCAAUGAAGUUUGGUUGGUCUCUAUCCAGGAAUGCACUCGUCAGAUGAUUGGCGAUGAAACUGGAUGGCCAACAAUCCACAAGAGGUUCCUCGACAGAUCAUUUCCCAUUCAUGCUACACCGCACAGCUUCGAUCGUAUUGGGCCUGAUCCUCGUACUAUCGAAAACUAUCUAAGCCAUCUUCACGUCCACGAUCCAAAGCGUUUAUAUGAUUCAUGGCUUCAAGUUCUCGAAAGGAUAGGAGUAAAACCAUGUGAAGAACGAUACCGUCUGUUGCUCGCUUUCCGUCCUGGUUACAACAUAUGUAAGCUCAGGGAUGCUGAGGAUUGGUUGCAGCGGGAAGAAAGUAGAUGGACAGCAAAGCCUGACAGUAGGAGGCCUUCCUAUGAACAAGAAAUAGAGAGUGUUGCAGCUUCGGAAACCCCAGAAAUUCGAGAUGAAGAUCUCAGCAAGGCUGUGAGGCCGGCUUUUGGAUUUUGGCUUUUUCCUGUCGAUGCAUUCUCCGAUGAGAACAAAUCUGCAGAGCCACAGGAUACGAGUGAUUCUUUUGAUGUUAGAAAGCAUCGGCCUGAGCUGAUGCUCCUCAGGCUGAAUGGAGGGAAGACGGAUCGGAAUGUGUCGGAAGAGGUUGAGGCUCACCAUAGUAUCGCCUUUGAACCUCGGUUACAAGGACUACCGAUGCGAAAGAAAAUAACAUCAAAUUUCGGGAGAAUUAGACGUCCUCGUCCGUCGUAUACUACCGAAGAGGUGAGUCAAGAGUCAUGA